Messenger RNA from Metarhizium robertsii ARSEF 23, 276 nucleotides. Its product is annotated as transcription factor Cys6. Bases 1 to 276 code for a protein of 91 amino acids. The record is from RefSeq and is a predicted model, not a curated record. The transcript has a single exon. Lineage: Eukaryota; Fungi; Ascomycota; Sordariomycetes; Hypocreales; Clavicipitaceae.
AUGCAAAGGCGUCCCGCUCUCCGCCUUUACAGUUCUUCAGCCCGCAAGUUUAGUGCCCUUGUCGCCGGCAGAGUACCUGGAAUAGCGUCUGAUGAGGUUCGUGGCGCAGGAAGCAUCUCGGCCAGGAGUACUGCCCCAUCUGGCCCGCCAAUUCCCGCGUAUUGCUUGACAUCAAGAGCCUUGACAGGUCUUUGCGCUGCAUCUUGGCAUGAGAAGGAUGCCAUCGAGCUUCUCGGUGCUUUUGCAGCUCGCCGUGUCAAAAGGCCUGGUAGCUAG